Messenger RNA from Mycena indigotica, 1350 nucleotides. RefSeq lists its product as uncharacterized. Gene Ontology annotation, molecular function: protein binding. The coding region runs from base 34 to 1350 and encodes 438 amino acids. The transcript has 8 exons. Lineage: Eukaryota; Fungi; Basidiomycota; Agaricomycetes; Agaricales; Mycenaceae. The record is from RefSeq and is a predicted model, not a curated record.
CUUAUCCGGCUACCACUUCGAAAUUCGGAUUUCAUGGACCUGGAUGCCGAAUACUCAUGGAAACCGCCGGUGUAUCAUCUCUCCAAGCCGCCUACAGUUAGCGAAGAAUUUCUUAUAGAGAAAUUUGAGCCGGGAGACUUCCCUCGGUCUGCAAAGUGGUGUUAUGAUGGUUCAGCACUACUGGUUCACUGCGAGCAACGGUCCUUUCGAAUAUGCGCUUCUCGUCGACCGCAAAACGAGCCACAACCACACUCAAUAACUGCAACCAACCUUCCGCAAGCAGCGCCUAUUGUCGAUUAUACCUGGUAUCCUACGGCCUCCUCUUUAUCCCCUCCGACAUUCUGUUUUGCUGCCUCGGUGCGGGAAACCCCUGUCAAACUUCUGGAUGCUUCAGACGGACGGCUUCGUGCAUCCUACCCAAUAGUAGACCAUCGAGAGCGACAGAUAGCGCCACACAGUCUGGAAUUUAAUGCCCUUGGGACAAGACUCUAUUGUGGAUUUGACUCCGCUAUUGAGAUAUUCGACGUCUCUCGUCCGGGGGCUGAAGGAACUCGGCUACAUACCUCGCCGUCGAAGAAGAGCAAAGAUGGUUUGAAAGGGAUUGUCUCAGCCCUCGCUUUCCACCCUUCCUCAGAGCUAUUCGUUGCCGGCAGCCUUUCUGCUGUCACGGGGAACAUUGCUCUGUUUAGUGAGGAAGACGAGGGUCAUACUGGGCCAGUCAUGUUCCUCGGUGGCGGUCCAGCGGCGGGAGUAACACAGUUGCAUUUUACUCCACUCUAUCCAAAUACGCUAUACGCAUCUUUUCGAAGGAACCCUAUGGUCUAUGCAUGGGAUAUCCGCGCUAAUGGCGCUGUCCCAUGCGACAUCUACUCGAAAACGGCGAGUAGUAAUGUGGUGAAAGAAAAGCGGACAACUAAUCAGCGACGCUGGUUCGAUAUUGAUAUCGGUGGAAGAUAUCUUGGGGUGGGAGACGAGCGAGGCGCCGUGUCAAUAUUCCAGCUCAACAACGCAGUUGCGCCAGAGGUCCCUCCACCCGCUACAAACCAAGACCUUAAGUUUGUUUCCGAGUCUUCGACGACACGAGAGACAGAGCCUACGAUAACAUUCUCUGCGCAUUCAGACGCCAUCGGGAGUGUAGCCUUUCACCCAACCCGUGCGGCAUUGGUAUCCGUUGGCGGCUCUCGGCACUGGAACGACUCGGACGAUAGCGAUUCAUUAAACUCUGAGGAGGAGGAGGACCAGGCAUAUCAAGAGGAACGUUUGGCGAGAACUGCAAGAAGGCUUAAAUUUGGCAAGCAACCCAGGGCGAUAGAGGCAGCGGUCAAGCUUUGGGACUUCGACAUUGAGUAG